Drosophila busckii is the source of this 908-nucleotide messenger RNA. RefSeq names its product adult cuticle protein 1. The coding region runs from base 101 to 529 and encodes 142 amino acids. The record is from RefSeq and is a predicted model, not a curated record. NCBI's taxonomy places the organism in Eukaryota, Metazoa, Arthropoda, Insecta, Diptera, Drosophilidae. The transcript has 2 exons.
AAUUUGGUAGUCGAAAUCAGAAUCAACUCGUUCGCUGAGCAUUCAACAAGUCUCCUUCCUUCUACUCCUUCAACUUCUUCAACUCCACCACAACAACAACAUGAAGUUCGCCAUUGCUGUAGUCAUGUUCGUGUGCGCCGCUGCCGGUGCUCAGGCGUCAUGGGGUGCCAUUGCUCCCGGUGUUUCCUAUGUGAACUCUGUUGCUCAUGGACCUGGUCUGUGGGGCAAUGCCUGGAAUGGUGCAUGGAACGGCUGGAACGGUGCCUGGAAUCACGGUGCUGCGUGGGCCGCCCCAGCUGCCGUUGCUGUGCACGCCAGCGCUCCCUGGGGUCUGACCGCUCCCGGCUGGCACGGCGGCUAUCCCGGCAUUGCUCUCUCUCAGGGCCCCCAUGCCGCUGCUGCUCAUGGUCAUGGUCAUGAGGGUGUCUAUGUUGCCAAGACCCGUGGUGCCAUCCACACCGCUCCUUUGGCUGGUCACAUCAACUCGGCUACCUCCGUGAAUGUGGCUCCCGCUCCCGGCACUCUGUAAAUUGUGUCCACUGCGCCAGGCCAAAUGUAAUUGAGUGGUGAGCAGCAGGCAGGACACCAGCGCACACUUUUGCUGUUAUCUAACUCCUCUCACGCUCUUCUACUUCUGUCUACGACUUCAACGACUCUUCUCGGAUACUCUAUCACCACCACCACCAACCACCAACACCUGAUUCCCCCACUAUUGUUAAGCACACACACACUUCGCUCUUAGUCCCGCAUAUGAGCAAGAGAAGAUGACAGCGAUGUCUCCUCUCCGCACAACACUUCGUUCUGUGUUCAACAAACAAGUCCAACAUCAACAACAACAACAACAAUUACAACAACUACAACCAACAAAUACAAGCAUGUGAAUUUCUUAUUACAUGAGAACCUUCAAA